AAAACCACAAAGAAGAAGAAGGAGCAGCCGAAGAAGAACACGGGCUUCCAUACUGUUGUGAUGAGCUGAGGACGUUGACAAGAAUUUGUAUUUACUGAAAGUAUAUUUUCAGAACAGAUUAUGGACGUCGUUCUGUACCUAGUAGCCGCUGCUAUCCUCAUUGUCCUGAUUUUUUUCGUGCUGAAGGUGCGGAGGAAAACACAGGAAGCUGAUGGGGAGCACCGGCGGGAUGUUGUCCGGGCAGCACGGCCCCCCCAGCAGGCAGCAGAGGAGCGAGGAGCUGGUAUGCCUCGCAGGAGGAGGAACCUCGCUGCGAUGAUGGCUAACAGACAAGCACAGAGAGAAGCUGUGGAACAUGAGGAGCAACUUGUGGAGGAAGAGGAGCUGGAGCAGCCGAGCGUGCAGCCCACAGCUAAAAUUGGAGCCAAGAAGCAGAAGAAGCUGGAGGAGAAACAAGCCAAGAAAGCCCAGAGAGAGGCGGAGAUGGAGGAGAGGGAGGAGAGGAAGAGGAUGCAGGAGCUCAGAGAGCAGGAGAGACGGCAGGAAGAGGAUCGAGAGCGACUGCUGGAACAGAAACAGGAGGAGGAGGAGCGGCGAGCCAGAGAGGAGCAGGAGAGACGGGAGGAGGAGGAGUACUUAAGACUCAAAGCGUCUUUUGUCGUCGAAGACCAGGGAGAGGAGGAGCAGCUCAGUGAGGACCAGUCACGCAACCUGCUGAGAGAAUUCAUCCAGUACAUUGAGAGCUCCAAGGUGGUUCUCCUGGAGGAUUUGGCUUCUCAUUUUGGAAUGAGGACUCAGGAUGCGAUCACCAGACUGCAGGACCUGCUAGCUGAAGGCUCCCUCACAGGAGUGAUCGAUGACAGAGGGAAGUUCAUCUCCAUCACCCCAGAAGAGCUGGACUCUGUGGCUCAUUUCAUCAGGCAGAGAGGCAGAGUCUCCAUCACAGAACUGGCUCAGGCCAGUAACUCUCUGAUCAACCUGAUACCUGAGACCCGCAGCGCUGCCUGAUGGACACCAGACUGCUGCAGGACACCUUGACGGCAGUUCUGAGGAAUGGUGCCUGAUGUUUGUAUCUGCUGUACUUCAAGUUGCCUUCAUUCACCAGCAGCUGGUGGGCUCCAGAUUAUAUUUGAAUCAUCUAAAAGUUUAUGUAAACAUACUGAGUAAAGACUUUAAGUUAACAUGCGCAUCAACAUGAACAACAAUGGAAAAAAAAUAGGGUUUGAGUUUCCUGUUUUUGUCUCAUCUUCUCUGAAUUUGGUUUAGUUUAUGAUAACCUGACUUUUAUGGUGAUGAUCAUAAAUUAUUUCCUAGAAGAAGAGGAUAAAUUGUGCUAAUUAAACAGAGAACACUUGAGUGUGGACAGACGUGGAUGUAAAAAUACAAUUAACAUAAAAUUUAUUACACCUUCCUAAUGAAACAAAGAAUAGACUGAUGAGUGAGGCACAUCAGGCAUUUCAUUUCAUCAUUAAAGUUAUUUUCUGUUAUGAAAUCCA
Messenger RNA from Toxotes jaculatrix (banded archerfish), 1496 nucleotides. RefSeq names its product DDRGK domain-containing protein 1-like. The transcript has 8 exons. Bases 121 to 1008 code for a protein of 295 amino acids. Lineage: Eukaryota; Metazoa; Chordata; Actinopteri; Toxotidae. The record is from RefSeq and is a predicted model, not a curated record.